Molecule: messenger RNA, 2121 nt
Organism: Sclerotinia borealis F-4128
Lineage: Eukaryota; Fungi; Ascomycota; Leotiomycetes; Helotiales; Sclerotiniaceae
Source: the annotation of a GenBank genome assembly
AUGCUUCCAGUUCUUCAUGUCCCUGCAAUGAUUCCUGAAGCUACAAAACGUCGAUUGGAAAGUAAAUAUGCCCCAAUUGCGCCUCAAGGAGGUGAACAAUAUAUUCAAGCCCAUAGUCAAGCAUCAUGUACAAAUGCUCUUGAUCGGGUGGUGCCUGAGCGUCCGGUUCAAUCUUCAUCACUGGGAAAUCCAUUUCCAAAUCAGCAGAAUCCUCGAAAUUUACCUUUGAGAGAAGUCACAGACGAGCAUUUUGAUGAUGCCUAUGUAGGCUUUAUUAUGUAUUGCAACCCUGCUGUGGCAUCAAAUACAGAUUCUGCUGAACUUAGACGAAUAUUUCGGGCACCUCCAAAAAGUGAUGGCAAGAGUUUUAGCACGUUUACAUUGUUCCAAUUGAUUCGCAAAUUAGAGAAUAAAGAAAUCAAAACGUGGGCACAAUUGGCAAUAGAUCUUGGAGUCGAACCUCCCGCUUUGGAAAAAGGUCAAAGUGCUCAGAAGGUCCAACAAUAUGCGGUUAGACUCAAGCGGUGGUUGCACGCAAUGCAUGUUGAUGCGUUCUUUGAAUAUCUAUUAAACAAACCUCAUGUGUAUUGGACGCAAGUACCAUCUCCUAACGAAACGCCAUCGGAGCUUGGCCGAGACGGAGUGACACCUGAUGAAGAUUUAGCUCUUCGCGCGUUGCUUCCAGAAACACGACCCAAGCGUGGACGAAAAAAAGCUGAAGAUAGGGACGAUGAUGAUAUGGAAAGAUCACCAUCCCAGCGCCCUCGUAUACAUUCGCCUACUUUAUCUGAAGAUUUCAUGAUUGCUAGAGUUUCCUUGCAUCCGGAUAGUGCUACCCCGGCGACAGCAAAUUCUUCUUUUCAGCAGAGCUUUGAUGCUCGACUGAGUCCAUGGUCUGCAACAGAAGUUCGAGGUCCCUUAGUAGAUAGCUAUAGAUGGGGUGCUCCACAAGAAAAUGCGACUCCUUUAUCAGCUUAUCCACAAUCCGCCCUCACUCCCUCAACCAGAACCCAUCUUUGGCCCGAUAAUAGUGAGCCUCAAUCAGCCACGACACCAAACAAAUCUCGAUCAAGACGUCGUCAUGGUCCGGCAGUAUCAUCAGCAUGGCCAAGCAAUGGCAGUGCCUCUGCUGGAAAGUUACGAGGUAGACCGCCAAGUAAUCGUUCUGUUACCGAUGGACCAUUUUCGACAUUUCCUGCCAAUCCGGGUUCCACUAGAGAUACACCAGCUGCUACUCCUGUAGUAGCAGAUUCCCAGAUGCCCAAUUUUUUCCCUGGAGGUGUGAGAUCUGAGUCACCAACUAGUAAUCCACAAACCCAAAAUGCACGACCAAAUCGACUUUCCCUUCAAGUCCCACAACGGAAAGGUGGCAAUGUCAGAUUAGCAACACCACCACCACCACCUGUUGUACUCCUCAACGGUGAAACCGACACAAAUAUGCAACACGACUUAAUGAACCAAUCCCAGCAAACAUCUUUAAUGGAAUACUUCAACAACACUGUCAACGGACCCCAAGACCCUAGCUUCGAACACUUCGUUAGCAUCGCUUUCCGUCAAAACGAAGAUUUCGACCGCACCAACAUCGAUGCCCUAGAAUCUCACUUCAUAGGCGAAAUUCUUGUCGCCGAGUGGUACGACGUAACUGGAAACUCCAUUCAACGUUGCUCCAUAGACGAAGCAUCCAAAAUCUGCAAACAAGUCAUCCGAAAUCUUCAAGCCGAAUCUAGCAGCACAGAAGCCUUCCUCAUUAAUCUUUCCGCGCUUGCAGGCGGACCUCUCAUGACGCGUCUCCGCGUUACAAGACUAGAAUUCCCGGGCCCUCCACCAAGAACAGAUUAUGAAUGUCAUUGGAAAAUGAGAUUUGGAAGUUUAGAAGGGGAUUUCACGAUAAGGGCUACGGUGGUAGGGGAGAGUGGCGAAAUGGGAAUGGGGGAGGGAAUGGGGGAGAUUGGGGUGAGGGAGAUGGAAGAAGAGGAGGAGGGUUGGAAAGCAAAAUACUUGAACUUACAGCAGCAGAUUAGGGAGAGGGAUGCGAAGGUUAAGAGAUUGAAGAGGGGGAUGGUGGAUGCGCUGGUUAUUAGUGAGGAGUGGAUUAAAGGGGUAGAAAUCUUUCAGAAUUAG